Messenger RNA from Dentiscutata heterogama, 1464 nucleotides. The record is from the annotation of a GenBank genome assembly. Lineage: Eukaryota; Fungi; Glomeromycota; Glomeromycetes; Diversisporales; Gigasporaceae.
AUGCCUUUCGUACCACCCAAGCCGCUCAAUAAGCAGAAUCAAGGCACUGCUCCAGUUGACAACCAAAAUUAUCGUGGGUGGCCCUUGGCAAAAAUAACCUUUGGAAUAUCAAAAAAGAAACAAGAUGAUUUAAAUACGAACGCCAUUAGUCAUUCUGAAAAGAAAUCUGAACCAAAAUUUAUUUCUAAAAAUAAAUCAGGUGACUUAGAUCGUGAUAGUGCCAUUCAACAAGUUAAAGAUAUAUUAUCUACCUCUCCUCAAAUAUCAUCGUCCCCAAGAAGGAGAUCAGCACCUGAAUCAUAUACAAAAAAACCAACUCUCUCAUCUCUCAAAGUCGAUUUACUUACUCCAAUUUCAUCUGAAAUUCCUUAUUUACCAAGAAAAAAAAGUGGUGAAGUAGUAAAAUCAUCACUUAAAAAGGGUAAAUCUGAACCAACGACCCCCACUUUCCCAAAAUACGUACAUUUUAAUACCGAUUUAGAACAAAUCAAAUUAUUCAGGGGAGCCCAAAAGCCACGUGCAGUUAGUGCUGAAGUAUCUUCGGAUGAAUCCGAUGACGAAGAUUUUGACCUUUCAAUAUCAAAACCAGUAUUUGUGGAUGCGAUCUAUUUGUCUCCAGAUAAACGAAAACUUAAAGGUCGUAUUCAAGUUCAAAAUAUAGCAUUCCAAAAGAGUGUUGAGGUUAGGUAUACAUUUGAUUUUUGGCAAUCGGUGUCGGAAGUAUCAGCCUCUUAUGCUGAAGGUGUCCCAGAUAAAGAUAAAGAUAACAAGAAUAGUUUUGAUCUGUUCGUCUUUGCCAUAGACCUAAUCGAUAAUUCAAGGAAUCAAAUUGAUGGCAAAACAAUGUAUUUCGCGGUUCAUUAUAAAGUUGAUGAUCGUGAUUAUUGGGAUAACAAUAGCGGAUCAAACUAUCAAGUAAACUUUAGGAGAAAGGAGAUUUCGUCAUCACAAUUAGUAUCAUCUGACAAAUACAAUAAAUCGAAAUCACCACCUUCAACUUCCUCUAAAUGGUCAACUCCGACUAAUCGUGCAAGGAAUUUCGAAGAAUCACCACCUGUUCGUUCCCCACCUAUCAUGAAUUCAUCAUCAACUUCAUUAGCCAUAAAAAAAUCUAUGGGUGGCCGUUAUGACAUUGGUCUCUCGUUGAUAGCAGCUCAAAGUGUUAGUUCUAUCAGACCCAAUCCUAUCAACACUAAUCAUACUUUUCAACAACAAUCUUAUUAUUGCAAUGAGAGCUUUUCAGCAUUUUUCCCUGGUAAUUGUAUUGAUGGUAUGCCAGUAACAAAAGGACCAACAGAUAGGGCAUCAUGGGAAAAAAACUCACCUAAUGGAAUUGGACUUGGUUUCGAAAAGUUGAACACCGCUUCAAAUCCAAUCGCUAUACCUUCAGCAAGACCUGCAAUUGGAUCAAGCUCUUAUUGUGAACUUGUAAAACAAUAUUGUUUCUAUAGUGGUUCACCACCA